This is a messenger RNA of Protopterus annectens (West African lungfish), 4694 nucleotides long. Its product is annotated as delta-like protein 1. The coding region runs from base 131 to 1303 and encodes 390 amino acids. Gene Ontology annotation, cellular component: extracellular region; cell surface. The transcript is spliced from 14 exons. Lineage: Eukaryota; Metazoa; Chordata; Ceratodontiformes; Protopteridae. The record is from RefSeq and is a predicted model, not a curated record. Gene Ontology annotation, biological process: anatomical structure development. Gene Ontology annotation, molecular function: calcium ion binding; signaling receptor binding.
UCCCUAAAGUGUCAUAUGUGUUUACACAAGACAACUAUGCAUUUGGAACCUCUGCAAUCCCUCCUGCGAGGCACUUACUCAGUGAAAGGUGAAGAUAUCUGAAGCUGACAAGAGGGGAAGGUACUUUAGCAUGAUGUUGUCACUAUACUUUUUGGUACUGGUCUCCAGUUUAUUCUGGACAGGGAUCCUUCCAUUACAGUUUAACGGAACAAAUGUCUGCAAAACCUUCAUCGACAGUAAUGUGAUAGUUGAAGAAGAGUAUGUGGAAAAGACUGUGGAUGAUGGAGACCCUAAUAAAGAGCUUUUAGAGACAAAAAAGAAAAGAAAUAUUACCCACCUGAUACAACUGAUAGACUAUGUAUGCUGUCCUGGAUGGUCAGAGGAUGGAGACGAGUGUCCAAUACCGGUUUGUGAUAAAGCAUGCCAAAAUGGCGGUUUCUGCAUUGGCCCUAACACUUGCAACUGCACCUCUGGGUAUACUGGAGCCCAGUGUCAGACAGAGCUUGCAGCAUUUAGAGGGAAAUUUAGUGAAGAAGAUAAACCUGAUUAUGACCCAAUCGAAGAGGAACGACAUCGGAAAUGUAACAAGCCUGGUUACGUAUGGUCAAACCAUUGCUGCUCUUCUACCUGUCCAACAAAAUGCCUGAAUGGAGGAUGGUGUUCAUUUGGGAAUGUCUGUCAGUGUCUACCAUAUUAUUAUGGAACAUUUUGUGAAAAAUACAGAUGCAGUCCUCCAUGUGAAAAUGGAGAGUGUGUUGGUCCAGGAAUGUGUGCCUGCUACACAGGAUGGACUGGACGCACAUGUGCAGAUGACAUAAAUGAAUGUGCAUUUAAUAAUGGUGGCUGUGAACAGAGCUGCACAAACCAAAGAGGAUCAUACAGCUGUAUUUGUACCGUGGGCUACACCUACUCACGGAGUAACUGGAAGAAAUGUAGUGGUGGCUUUCACAACUUUAACACAGCUGUUACAGUCCCUUUUGAAGUCAGUGUACAGUUGCCUAGCUUGAGGAAGGACAGAAUAUUUCCAAUUUCUCCAGGACGUGAUACUGUUUCAGAUGAAAUUAACAACCACAUGACAGGAGCAGUAAUUGGAAUCAUCAUUGGCAUUUGCUUUCUCUUCAUUGUCCUGGCAGUACUUAUUGGCUGUUACAUCAGAAAGCGUAGGAUGGCAACUGAGCCCACCCCAGAUGACUAUCCUGUUAAAGAAAAGGCAAAAGAUAAUAUUUAUGAAGAAGUAUUUGUAGUUUCCAAUAUAUUUGUGACGCAUGAGAAGGAUGUUGCUGAUUUGAAGGAAAAAGCAUAAGGUCAUUGAAAGAGGGAAAACACAUCAUUCUUGGGGAUGACACUGAAACGACAUGAUCCCAAAUGUCCAUCCAGCAAAAUCAGUUCACUACUAGUACAUCUAACUCUCUCAAUAACCACAUUGUACUUUUACCUCUAUGGAGCUGUCAUUAAUUAUUGUCAUACAUUUCCACAUGCAGCUUCUGUGUCUGAUAUCAAUAUAAGAUAAUAUUCUCAAAUUCUUUGAACAAGAGAACUGUGAAAAUACAACGCAAUCAAGCUGGUGACUAUGAUUAAUACAGAAGAUAUAAAUUGUGUAACUUGUAUUUCUAUUAAUUCUAGAUUUUUCCCUGCUACUUAGCAGAAAAGAAUCUGCACUUAGCAGGAAUUUGGUUACUAAAGAGUUUAUACAUUCUUGUAGCUUCUUUCCUUAUCUUUAAAACAAAAUGAAAAGUACUGCUUGUGACCUCACAGCUAGUGUCAUGGCAAACAUUUAUGAAGAUUCUAGAGCACCAACUAAUAAGAACAAGCUCCAGAAUCCAGAUGAACUCAUAUACAGCUGAAAAUGGAGCAUGCAUUCAUGCAUACAAGUUUAAAAGCACAUUACAUAGUAUAAAUGAUAUAUCAUAUGAAUGUCAGAAGUGUACCUGACUUUUCUAGUUCAGAGGUUUUUCCUGAGACAGCAGUAGCUUUUAAGCCAUAAAUCACUGUGAAUGUAAAUGAUUAGUUGCAAUGGAUAUACUAAUAAUAUAAAUCAUGGAAAAAUAUGAAGCAUUUUAUAUUAACAGAGUUUGUAUUAUGAUCAAAGCACUUUGCAGAGUUUUAACAGAAUUGGAAGUUUGAGGAUAAUGUAAUUGUAAUGUAAUGCUUCAGUAUAUUUAAUGUUUACAGCCUGCCAUGGCUCAAAGCCACAUUACACCUAAAAAUGAACAGUCCUGAUUUGUUAACUAUAACACCUAUGCAGAUUUCAGUAGCAGAUGUAAAGUACAGCAUAAUAUUUUCCAGCAAAGACGAUACCAAAUUUUCUGGCCUGGGAGAGUUUACAUCCAUGUGCCUCACAACAUUUUAGAAAUAAAGGAUCGAUCAGCAUUUAGGGAAUGUUCAGGCCAGUCCAGCUUACACUUUUAAUUGCCUGUUCUGUUGCUUUACACAUCAUGAAUUGCAAAGCUAACUCAGGUGACUGACUGGUCUACUACGACAAGCCAGACUGCUAACAUUCACUUCACCUCUACCACUUCUGGAAUAAUGCUGUUAUAGUUGCACAACUACACACAAGGCCCCAUUAAUUCAGGGCUUGAGACUUUCUACUAAUUUUAUUCUGUCUGUCACAUUGAUCUGGAUGAAUGUCAAACAAUAAAAUUCUUUAACUUUUACGUGUAAAGAUUGGUUUGAGUUUUACAAUAAUCUCAUUUCUGAAUUUUUCUCAUCACCUCUCCAUCUUAUAUAUUUCUCUUCCCUUUUAGUACCUCUUGCUCUUCCAUUUCAGUGUUGUCUGUAGCAGGAUACACUGUCUUCCCAUUCAUCCAUCCCAGACUGCAGUUUCCUCUCACCUGCUAUGCAUGCCUCAAUUUUCUCUCACACUCUUGAUCCCCAAGUAUCCCAUGUUACUUCUUGUUUAUAGCUGUUACAGCUGCUAAGCCAGAUCUUUGUCAAUAUGUCUUGCUCUGCUCUGUCCUUCCACUACUUAAUAACAAUACCCAUUUGUUAACCAGAUAGGCCCACUGGGCACACACUCCCUUUUUAAGUGUGUAUUCUAGAAACAAUGCCAAGUUAGGCGAUGUGCUCAGUUUCACACAAUAGAUAAAGAAGGGCUGUAAAGCAGGAAUUACAGCUCACAGCCUUAAUCCUCUCUGCCAAUUACCAGUUCUCACUCAUGCAUAUUCUUUCUUACAGCACUUUAUUCCAUGCCCCUCAAUUUCUUAAAAUAAGAAUUCUGGACAAAACAAAACAGUAACAGUGGGCCAAAGGCCCAAAAUGAGGGGCAGAUUUUAAAAUAUUGUUCCCAUAAAUACAGAAAGUUGCUAGAAUAACAAGCUUUGCAUUAACAUGCAUAUAUCUGAAGCAUGUGAAGUCUGAAACUCCAGUGUGUUAUUAUUUAGUGGCUGCAGUCCCCAGUUGUUUGUCUGAAAGCUACACAUUUUAUAAGUAAGACCAAAAAUAUGGGGCAAACAUCUGAAUUUCUGUGAACAUCUGGAAAAUCGAGUGGUAUGCUUUAUUCUGUUGCCUUUCUCCACCUUACUGAUGGAUAUAGAUUUACAAAGAUGUAUGUAUACAGAGUGGUGUGUGUGUGUGUGUGUGUGUGUGUGUGUGUGUGUGUGUGUGUGUGUGUGUGUGUGUGUGUGUGUGUGUGUGUGUGUGUGUGUGUGUGUACAUGCAUGUGGAUGCAUGCAUGUGUGUGUAUUUGUGUUAGAAUGAGAGAGACACAGAAAGUGGGACAGAGAGAGAGAAAGAGAGGAGAAACUGACUAUCAUGUCCUAAAGAGUGUAUAUUAUCUGUCUCUGUAGGUUUGUAUUAAACUAGAGAAUCAGUAUAGAAUGUAUAGAUGUUAAUUGCUGUUGUGUGAUUACUGAAAAAAGUAUAUUAAAAUUCGGCCAUGGCGGCAUUGAGGUAAUGCCAAUGUCUGAAAUUGCAGUAGUUAAUUUCCUUAGUGUUGAUGUUGCAAAAUUGAUUAUAAACAAUGCAUUGUCUAAAAUUUUGCAUGAAGUAUCUCAUGAGUGGUUAUGGAAUUGGGACCAUCCCAGAUAUGUUGGGGAAUGGAUUAGGUGUUAAGAAAUAUGCAAAGUGGAAAAGAUUGUGCCAAAAGAAAAAAAAAUGGAUGUCAUAGGAAAUUGUAUGAAAAUCAUAUUGUUCUGUUUUUACAAAACUACAAAUCUUGAUAAAAAAUGAGAGUCUUGUAUCUACCUAGUUUGAAGACAAAAAGAAGAUAAAUGGAAACACUGCAAUGUUCAAAAUUUUAUACUACUUUUGUGAUCAGGAAUGCCUCAUUCUCUACCACAAUUAUUAAUAUAAACAGAGCAAAACAUUUUUUGAGAAAAUCCUUGAAAAACAAACUCUGUAUUUUUAUUAUUCUUAUGGACAUUUUAGUUGAAACAUUUGAUGGAAGUGCAUCUGAUUGUACAGCUGUCAUAACAAGAAUGUUCCAUUUUGGGGGUGAUCAUAGCGAUAUUGUUCAGCUUCAGAAAGGUAGGAAAAUACUAAAAUGAGAUAUUUGUGGGGGCAUUUGUUGCAGUUGCCUCUCUGAUUUUAAAAUAAAAAAAGCUUAAAUAUGAAAAGCUGGUUUAUUAAUGUUGUCCCUGAGACACACAAGCAUAGUGUUGUCAUGAAUUAAAAUAUGUCUUUCUUUCCACAGAAGGAAUGGGCAUAAAUAUUUUUAUUUUCAAACCAUUUAGAAAUACACAGAGACAUAGUUUAAA